Molecule: messenger RNA, 945 nt
Organism: Hansenula anomala
Lineage: Eukaryota; Fungi; Ascomycota; Saccharomycetes; Phaffomycetales; Wickerhamomycetaceae
Exons: 1
Coding region: 1-945 (314 amino acids)
Source: RefSeq, a predicted model, not a curated record
AUGACAGACCGUGAAGCAGAUUCUCCACAAAGAAGAGCAAAGUUGUUGUCACCACCAAUCUCUCCAGAGGGAAAGCUUGCUGCUCAAAAGAGAAGGCUGGAUGAAACAGAAGCAAGUUCAACUCAAGCCAAAGAUAGUGAAUGGAUGGAAAUUAAACCUCAACCAGCCAAAAAGAAGCAGAUUAUGAAUUUCCUUGGUGCAUAUAAUUUACCACAAUUGAAAAAGAAUUCAACCAAGAGCAAGCCAUCCAAGAAAAGUCCACCAGCUCCAUCAUCAUCGUCAUCCUCCUCCUCCUCAUCAACACCUUCUGAUAAAUCUGAAGAAUCUAAAAAGGAAGAAGAGCUAAACAUUGAAGAGGCUUCUGUCGAUGGGUCUCAAAAGGCUUCAAAGAACUCAACAGAAAAUGUGGCUAGUCGUGAAUACGAUACCAGAUCAAAAAAGAAAACAUCACCUUCCACAUCUACACCCUCCUCAUUAUCAUCAUCAGCAUCCACUUCAGAAGCUAAUACAGAUGAAGUCACAGAUUUGAAAGAGAAGCUAGUUGAAGCAAAAAACAACGGGGAAAAGGGAGAGUUUUUGAGAUUGAGUACAGUCAGUUUGAUUCAUGACCUUCCACUUGAAGAUAUUCCAAAUUUUGAACCAAAGAUCGAACUGAAUGAUGAAGAAUUUUUGAAAAUAAUUAAAAAACUAGGAUUGACUUAUAAGCUGGAGGAUGGUGAAACAAAGGAAACAACAAUAAAGAAUGUUCUCAAACUAACUGAUCAACAGUUUAUUGAGACAAACAAACGUUUCUUCGCUGAAAAGGCCAGAAGAACAUAUAACGAGCAAACAUUCAAGAAGACAGAUGCACAAAGAGCUUGUAAGAUUGAUGUGAACAAAACUUCUAAGCUUUAUGAAAUUUAUCAAGCUUGUGAUGCUCUUGAUGAUGAUUUAUUCAGAUACUGA